This is a messenger RNA of Linum trigynum, 270 nucleotides long. The record is from the annotation of a GenBank genome assembly. Lineage: Eukaryota; Viridiplantae; Streptophyta; Magnoliopsida; Malpighiales; Linaceae.
AUGUGGGAGGCUGCGCAGGUGGCCAGAGGAUUCGACUUGCUCGAUUUCUACCCUUCUCUGGAGUUCUUAAACGGGGCUAGCGGGCUGAAAUUGAAGACGGCCCAAAACAGAGCAUCAAUGUAUGGUUGUGGGAGUGGCAGCAGCGGCGGCCGGAAUCCUGUUGGUGGUUGGCUGCACAAGGAGCACAAGCGAUGGAUGAGGAUGGGGGAUUGGGUUGAGAUGGGAUGGAGAUGGCGGGGAGCAGAAUCCGCCGGAAGCUGCGACAGGUAG